AUGGCCAAAAAAUUGAAGAUUUCUUCUAUUUUCAAGAAAAAAGAAUUAGGGCUAGCCACUUGGCAAUGGCCAUCUUGUACACAUUCUAAGACUCUAUCUUUUAGAGGUGAUGACAACAUUUUCAAAACUAUAAAUUCAGUGUUCUUUGACCCCUUUGAUGGAAUUGAAACUCCACAGUCUUAUUCCACAAAUUCAUCAUUAGAUACUAAUAGCAUUUCAAUAGAAUCCCAUGAAGAAAUCAUAAAAGGGGCUAGAUCAGAAAGGCUAUUUUUUGAACAAGUGGCUACAAGUUCAAUUUUUCAAGAACCACAAGAGGAAAAUCAAGAAAAUGAUUUGCCAUUUAAAGAGAGUGUAAUUUUGGCUAUGGAAUCAAAAGAUCCUUAUUUGGAUUUUAAGAAAUCAAUGAAGGAAAUGGUUGAGAGUCAAGGGAUUAAAGAUUGGGAUAAUUUACAAGAAUUAUUAGCAUGUUAUUUGAAAUUAAAUGGUGAAGUAAAUCAUGGUUUUGUUUUAGGUGCUUUCGUCGAUCUACUUGUGGAACUUGUUAUCCCUACUACUCCGAGUACAAAUUCGGAUAAUUCAAUUACUUCUUAUUCUUCCGUUGCUUCUUCUUCUUUUUCUUGCCCCUCGUCUCCUCUGUCUUCGUUAGGACAUAAAGAGACUGAGGAGCAAGAAAAUGCAAAAGUCUCGUAA
Solanum lycopersicum (tomato) is the source of this 690-nucleotide messenger RNA. The record is from RefSeq and is a predicted model, not a curated record. Lineage: Eukaryota; Viridiplantae; Streptophyta; Magnoliopsida; Solanales; Solanaceae.